AACAAGGAAGUCAUGACCUAGCUGUCGAUGGUCUAACCGGUAAUGAGGAGGCGCUCUUCUCACGUACAGGUAGAAGUGACGAAAACGCAAGAAGAUAUUUAGAAGAGAAUGUUGUGCUAGAGAACGCACAGACGAAAGAUAGAGGAGAUCAGGCAGGGACGAAGGACAGCGCACGUAGCGAAGAAGAAAAUAAUGCAAGGAACAGCGCACGUGGCGAAGAUGCUGGGACCUCUUGGUCAUCUGAGACGAGAGACGCCAUCCUUCGGCGGAUGCUCGGCGUACGUUUGAAUGAGGACGUGCUAAACUGGGCAGCCAUUCCGGAUACGGUGUACACGCGACACAUCAGCUGGGUCGAAGCGUUUUGUGGCUGUCCUCAAGCGGAGUUGCUCGGAGACGUCCAGCAGUGCAACGAGUGCCGGAGAAGCGACGCGCAGCUCUACGCCGCCAGCUUAUAUUAUGCCUUGAUGACCAUCACCAGCAUCGGUUACGGAGACACCGCCACGCCGGCGACGGUCGACGAGAGGUGGCUCGGCUGCGUGUUUCAGAUCAUUGCUGCGAUGCUGUGGGUCCAGGUGAUCGGCAGCGCCUGUGGCGUGCUCGCGAACAUGGACAGCAACGUGAAGGAGUUUUACCAGACGAUUGAUGAACUGAACCACUUAACUGGCCAGAUGAACCUGAGUCAGCGGAUGCGACGGCGACUCCGGAUCUUUUUUUACAACACGAGGCAGGUGAACCGCAUGCGGAGCUACCACGAGCUGAUGUCGCGGUUGUCGCCCAACUUGCAGGCGGAACUCUUUUUCUCCUUGAACGGCACCUUUGCGAUGCAGGUUCCCUACUUGCGCGACGUAGAGCACAAACUUCUAGCGUACAUCUGUCAAAAGUUAAAAGAAAAAGUCUUCGCGCAAGGCGAACUGUUCGUGGACAUUCAGUCUCUGUACAUUCUCAAGCGCGGUUUGGUGCUCAUGGACGGAAAGGUCUACAUCAGCGGGCAGUACUGGGGAGAAGACUUUCUGCUGGAUGCGCCCGAGCUGAUGCGCUUUUACCGUGGGGCGGCCCUAACCUACGCCGAGACCGCACACCUAACGCGCCAGGACUUAAACGACUGCCUCCUGAGGUACCCCUCGGAGCGGGCACGGAUCCGCCGCUUCAAGGUCAGGCUGGCCGCGAUGCGCGGCUUCGUGAACGAAGCUCGACGGCGCCUUGCAGCACAAGCGAGGCCGGAGGGUGAGAAGAUGCACGCUUCCGCUCGGGCUGAGGAGGCUGAACGGGCUGAAGCGUUGGAGGCGCAAAUAAAUUCGGCAUUGGCGGAGCUGACGCCGAGAGGCAUUCCGGCCCUCGCCACGCGGACUUCAGCUCCUGGCGCUCUACUUUCCCCCACGUCCUCAGGCGCUGCUAUUGGAGCUACGAGCCUCGGCGCACCCUCACCCUCUGCGAUGAGCGCCGUGAGUGGGACCCUCUCCUUUCUCAGCGAGACGGCCGACUCUCUUCCUGAAUUAGGUGCGUCGUACGUGGAAGGAACUCCAUCUGGCUAUGCCCCGAGUGGGUUUUCGGGUUAUUCCCCCAGCGCCUGCAGCGGCGACACAACAAGUGCAGUGAACACUCCAGCCGAGCAUCUCAGAGCGGGUGUAGCUGCAAGUGUUUACGGAGACGGAGGUCGAGAGACGACCGGCAACAACAUCAUGGGGGGUGGCCCUCCGGGGCAGCUCGGCAUGAUUGCUGAGGAGGGCAAGAGACGCGAGGAUGAAGCGGGUACUCCUGUAGAACUCAGGCCUUCUAGCAGCGGGGCCAGCAGCGGCAGCGACCUCCUUGUGAAUCGGCGAGAGACUUGGGCCCAGUUGCGAUUAGCAGAGCAGCGUAGCCCGAAGGAAGCUGCUGCGGACAGGGCGGGAAGACUCGACAGGCGGGAACAAGUAGUUGGUACAACUGGCGC
Amoebophrya sp. A25 is the source of this 1930-nucleotide messenger RNA. NCBI's taxonomy places the organism in Eukaryota, Dinophyceae, Syndiniales, Amoebophryaceae. The record is from the annotation of a GenBank genome assembly.